GGAGGAGGUUGCGGCGGGUUUGAAAGCGCCAGUUUCCUGGCAGCUGGGGCAGGCGUUGGUCUCGGCGCUCCCGCUCCGCAGCGGCGCCGCUCGAGCGGGCGACCGAGCUCCGUGCGUGCGUCCCGGACGGAGCUUCUCCUUCCAGCUGCUCCCUCCGCUCCCGCCCCUCUGCCUCAAGCCCUUUCCCGCCGGGCGGGCGCCGAGCCCCGGCCGUCGGCGCUGACCCCGCCCGGAGACCCCGCCGGCGCCGCCCGCGGGGCGCGCGCUCCCUCCGGCUCUCCUCGGCGGCCCGCGUGAGGGGCGGCUCGCGGCGGCGCGCGGCCGGCGGGCUGAGGCGGGGGGUCAGCGGCGGGGCCCCCCUCUGGCCGGGCUGUACGCGGGGCCCGGAGCGGCACCGCGGCCGCCCGCGCGGGGGCUCCCCAUGGUGCAGCGCAGGUCGGGAUGUCGAAGACGUUGAAGAAGAAGAAGCACUGGCUCAGCAAGGUGCAGGAGUGUGCGGUGUCCUGGGCCGGGCCCCCGGGCGACUUGGGCGCGGAGAUCCGCGGCGGCGCCGAGCGCGGCGAGUUCCCCUACCUGGGGCGGCUCCGCGACGAGCCUGGUGGCGGCGGAGGCACCUGCUGCGUGGUCUCGGGCAAGGCGCCCAGUCCGGGCGAUGUGCUGCUGGAGGUGAACGGGACGCCGGUCAGUGGGCUCACCAACCGGGACACCCUGGCUGUCAUCCGCCACUUCCGCGAGCCCAUCCGUCUGAAGACCGUGAAGCCAGGCAAAGUCAUAAAUAAAGAUUUGCGGCACUACCUGAGUCUUCAGUUUCAGAAAGGAUCAAUUGACCACAAACUUCAGCAAGUCAUCAGAGAUAAUCUCUACUUAAGAACCAUCCCAUGCACUACAAGGGCUCCCAGGGAUGGGGAAGUUCCAGGGGUGGACUAUAAUUUCAUUUCUGUUGAACAGUUCAAAGCACUGGAAGAGAGCGGAGCCUUGUUAGAAAGUGGAACGUAUGAUGGAAAUUUCUAUGGCACUCCCAAGCCUCCAGCAGAGCCUAGUCCUUUCCAGCCAGAUCCGGUUGAUCAGGUCCUCUUUGACAAUGAGUUUGACACAGAAUCCCAAAGAAAACGAACUACGUCUGUCAGCAAGAUGGAAAGGAUGGACAGCUCUCUCCCUGAAGAAGAAGAGGAUGAGGACAAAGAUGCUGUUAAUGGCAGUGGAAACACGGAAACCAGAGAGAUGCAUUCUGAGUCAUCUGACUGCUGGAUGAAGACUGUUCCAAGUUAUAACCAAACGAAUAGCUCCAUGGACUUUAGAAACUAUAUGAUGAGAGAUGAGAAUCUAGAACCACUGCCCAAAAACUGGGAAAUGGCCUACACUGACACAGGAAUGAUCUAUUUCAUUGAUCAUAAUACCAAGACAACCACCUGGUUGGAUCCUCGUCUCUGCAAGAAAGCCAAAGCCCCCGAAGACUGUGAAGAUGGAGAGCUUCCUUAUGGCUGGGAGAAAAUAGAGGACCCUCAGUAUGGAACAUACUAUGUCGAUCACCUCAACCAGAAAACUCAGUUUGAAAAUCCAGUGGAAGAAGCCAAAAGAAAAAAACAGAUAGGACAGGCUGAAAUUCAUUCUGCAAAACCAGAUGUGGAAAGGUCUCACUUUACUCGGGAUCCAUCCCAACUUAAAGGUGUCCUUGUUCGAGCAUCACUGAAAAAGAGCACAAUGGGAUUUGGUUUUACCAUUAUUGGUGGAGAUAGGCCUGAUGAAUUCCUACAAGUGAAAAAUGUGCUAAAAGAUGGGCCCGCAGCUCAGGAUGGGAAAAUUGCACCAGGUGAUGUUAUUGUAGACAUCAAUGGCAACUGUGUCCUUGGUCACACUCAUGCAGAUGUUGUCCAGAUGUUUCAGUUGGUACCUGUCAACCAGUAUGUCAACCUUACUUUAUGCCGUGGUUAUCCACUUCCUGAUGACAGUGAAGAUCCUGUUGUGGACAUUGUUGCUGCUACCCCUGUCAUCAAUGGGCAGCCAUUAACAAAGGGAGAGACGUGCUUGAAUACUCAGGAUUUUAAACCAGGAGCAAUGACUUUGGAUCAGAAUGGAAAACCAGGCCAAAUCUUGACCAGUGACCAUCUCAAUGGUUCAUCAGAUUCAAGUGAACAGAGAGCAUCCCUGGCAUCAUCGGGCAGCUCCCAGCCUGAACUAGUGACUAUCCCUCUGAUUAAGGGCCCUAAAGGCUUUGGGUUUGCAAUUGCUGACAGCCCAACUGGACAGAAGGUGAAAAUGAUAUUGGAUAGCCAGUGGUGUCAAGGCCUUCAAAAGGGGGAUGUCAUCAAAGAAAUUUACCACCAAAAUGUGCAGAACUUAUCACAUCUCCAGGUGGUAGAAGUACUAAAGCAGUUCCCAGUGGGUGCGGAUGUGCCUCUGCUUAUCCUAAGAGGAGGUCCUCGUUCACCAACUAAAACCACCAAAAUGAAAACUGAUACAAAGGAAAAUUCAGGAAGUUUGGAGGCCAUAAAUGAACCUAUUCCCCAGCCUAUGCCUUUUCCACCCAGCAUUAUCAGGUCAGGAUCCCCGAAAUUGGAUCCUUCUGAGGUCUACCUGAAAUCUAAGACUUUAUAUGAAGAUAAACCACCAAACACCAAAGAUCUGGAUGUUUUUCUUCGGAAACAAGAAUCAGGGUUUGGCUUCAGGGUGCUAGGAGGAGAUGGACCUGACCAGUCUAUAUAUAUUGGGGCCAUUAUUCCCCUGGGAGCCGCUGAAAAGGACGGGCGGCUCCGUGCUGCCGAUGAAUUGAUGUGCAUUGAUGGGAUUCCUGUUAAAGGAAAGUCACACAAGCAAGUCUUGGACUUAAUGACCACUGCUGCUCGAAACGGCCAUGUGUUACUAACUGUCAGAAGAAGAAUCUUCUGUGGAGACAAGCAAUCUGAGGAUGACAGCCCUCAAGCCUUCACACAGAAUGGAUCCCCCCACCUGAAUCGGGCUGAGCUCCCAGCCAGACCUGCCCAGGAGGCCUAUGAUGUUAUCUUACAGAGAAAAGAAAAUGAAGGGUUUGGUUUUGUCAUCCUCACCUCUAAAAGCAAGCCACCUCCAGGAGUUAUUCCUCAUAAAAUUGGCCGAGUCAUAGAGGGAAGUCCAGCUGAUCGCUGUGGAAAACUGAAAGUCGGAGAUCACAUCUCUGCGGUGAAUGGGCAGUCCAUUGUUGACCUGUCUCAUGAUAAUAUUGUUCAGCUGAUCAAAGAUGCCGGAGUCACUGUCACACUGACAGUCAUUGCUGAAGAAGAGCAUCACGGUCCACCAUCAGGAACAAACUCAGCCCGGCAGAGCCCAGCACUGCAGCACAGGUCCAUGGCACAGGCACAGACCAACCACAUACCUGGGGACAGAAUUGCCCUAGAAGGUGAAAUUGGGAAAGAUGUCUGCAGUUCCUACAGACAUUCGUGGUCUGACCACAAGCACCUCGCACAGCCUGACACGGCAGUGAUUUCCGUUGUGGGAAGUCGGCACAAUCAGAGCCUUGGGUGUUACCCAGUAGAGCUGGAGAGGGGCCCUCGGGGCUUUGGGUUCAGCCUCCGAGGAGGGAAAGAGUACAAUAUGGGUCUGUUCAUCCUUCGCCUCGCUGAGGACGGCCCUGCCAUCAAAGACGGCAGGAUUCACGUUGGUGACCAGAUUGUUGAAAUCAAUGGGGAACCUACACAAGGCAUCACACAUACGCGAGCAAUUGAGCUCAUUCAGGCUGGUGGAAAUAAAGUUCUCCUCCUUUUGAGGCCAGGAACUGGCUUGAUACCUGACCAUGGUGAUUGGGAUAUUAACAGUCCUUCAUCUUCCAAUGUCAUUUAUGAUGAACAGCCACUUCUCCCAUCUUCACAUUCUGCUUCCAUGUUUGAAGAGUCUAAUGUGCCAGUAACCGAAGACUCUCUGAUUAGAGUUCAGAUAUGUGAAAAGGCAGAAGAACUAAAGGACACUGUACCAGAAAAGAAAAGCACUUUAAAUGGAAGCCAGCCUGAAACGAAGCAUCAGAUUGUUUUCCAGAAAAAUGUGAGUAAGAAGGGUCCACCCAAUAGUUAUGGGCAUGAGAAGAGUCUACUAAAAGGAGAAAAUAGUGUCACACGAAGAGGUAGAUCUGCUAGUCCCAAAAAGUCAGCCAAUCGACAUUCAGACGAACAUGCGGAAAAGUUUCCCAGGCCCCUAAAAAGUGACCCCAAAGGAAAAUCUAGAGAUCGGUCACUCAGCCCUAGGAAAGGAGAGACUAAAGGUCAGAUCACCACUAAGGCAGGCUCUGGACAAGAUCCCUGCAGAAAAGGCAGGGGACGCUCUUCUAGUCCCAAGAAGCAGCAAAAGAUUGGAGGCAGCAGCCCAUCAAACACUGAGAGCAAAUUACCAGAGGUUGGGAGCCAAAGAGCAGCAGGCCAUAUUUUCGACAGUACUGAACAGCUCCCAGAUGGUAAAGAAAAGUCGGGUGUCAUCAGGAAAGACCUGAAGCAGAAUCAACUGGGUAAAAACAGAACGAGGUCUCCAGAGAAAAAGGGCCAUAAAAUUGACGAAACAUCUCUUUCAUCGAAAAAGACUAACAACACUGCCAGCAGGGCGAUGUGUGAGAAGGAGAAAGGAAAGAAGCCAACUGCAGGAGAGAGCGUCCAGAUCUCAGCAAAGAAGCUCAAGCAGGAACCUGAAGAGAAGGUGAUGUUAAAUAAAUCAGGAGAUGACAAACAGAAAGAUCCAGAGGCCACUGACAAAUGCAAGGAGCAUGCAGGGAGCACACCUGAAAACAGCUCUCCAGUCAAAAAAGCACCCAUCACUCCAGGGCCCUGGAGGGUGCCACGCGCAAGUAAAAUCACAGGCACCAUUGGCAUGACUGAUAAACAGCUGUGACCUUUUGUAUAAUUCAAAGAAAAUUUAAGUUGUUAUCUUUUACUAUUACACAGCAUUCUCUUAAAGGGGAGAGGUGUGUUUUUUCCCCAGAAAGUCUUCAAUAUCUAAUUGGAGCAUCAAGUUAGCCAGGCUGCAUGAAGGGCUUCUGAGAUUGCUAAGUCCCACCUGGCCCUUGCUGGCUGCCCUUCCUCAUGCUCAGGAAGGAGCUGCACCCAUGGGCUCCUCUGCCACGCCCUGCUCAGGCCACCCGCUCAGCAAUGACAUGAUCUUAGCAGUGUGGUCACAGCUCACUUUGUAUUCGUGCCAAGUUAUCUACUGUAUCAUGUCUGUUUUAUCCUUCCCAUUCUGAUAUUUCCAGUCAUCAAACAGUUCAGUUUGGCUUGAAGAUAUUUUCAAUAGCAUGUUGCAUGUUUACAGAGAGAAAUAUUUGAGUCCUUGCAGAGGAAGAAAUUGUUAGCUGAUCAUUAAAGUUGGCACUUGGCCUCUUCUCACAGCUUCUGCCCGUCUACUUUAAAAGUGCAACUAAGAGACAUCACUAUGUUACAGGAAAGGUCAAAUAUUAAAGAUGCUUUUUUAUGGCUAAGGUGUUUCUCAAGUAACUGCUGAAGAUAUUCCUUACAAUUGAAUGCUCAAAAUCCUGCCAUGUUAGCCAACCCUAAUGUAGUUAAGAGUGUCUCAGACCACCUGCUGUAGUGAGAGAAGUGCAGAAGCAUGUAGAAAUACCAUUUCUCUUCAAAGAAAAAUUACUAUAUCUGGAUAUCUUGACUAUUAAUCAUUAGUCUCUAAUACAUUAUUGGAAAGCCAAAAUAUAUAGAUCAUUGUGAGAGACUUAGUCAUGAAGCCAGUGCUACAGCCAGACGAAGUACCAGCUCCUGUGGCGGCAGAUACAUGAGUUUUAAGAAUUUAGAAGCAGAGCCUGCAUUGGGCUUCUGCAGCAAGUCAAGACUAAUACAGUAUAGACUGUGUGGUGGAACUUUAAUUUUUAGCUAAUUAACUAAAAACAGGAAAAGCUUUCAGAGUUCUUUUCUAAAAUCUAAGAAAAACUGUUUGCUGAAAGUUGGAGACAAUUUUUAACCUCAUGCAAUAGAUCAGGAUGUUAGUUAGGUUCCCUGAAACAGCAUUCAGAAGCAUCUAUAAAUACAGACAUUUCUCAGACCAAAACUGUCUACUUAUGGAGUAUUUGAACACUCAUUCUGUUACCCCGUGAGUCUGACAAACUCCACUGUGACCAACUGUACUGACCCCUGUAGAAAACACAUGCUUCCACCCAGAACUAUAUCUACCCAUCUAUGAUAUAUACUUGAAUAGAGCAAAAUUAGGAGGCUUGAUGAAUUUAGUAACACAGAAAUGAUUUAUUUUCCCUAUAGUCCACAAUUAGUGACAUAAAUCCUAUUUUUAUUGUUAAACUGUGACAUAACUUUGAUGUCAUAUGUUGUCAGUCUGAUGUGGCUCUUCCUAAGUAACCUGUCACUGUAUUGAUUAUAUACUGACUUAGCCAUGUGGUCUUGGAAUGCUGAGCAAAUAUGGAUGUCCUGGCUGUAAAUGUUUAUAUAUGUACAGUACCUUUAUAUAUACACUUGAGGUUCUGAUUAGAGAAAGAUCUGUAAAUCGCUCGUUAUUUUUUAUAUAGAUAUUAAAAAAGAAAAAAUUUAUGUCCUGCUUUUUUUUUAAA
Molecule: messenger RNA, 6517 nt
Organism: Chionomys nivalis (European snow vole)
Lineage: Eukaryota; Metazoa; Chordata; Mammalia; Rodentia; Cricetidae
Gene: Magi3
Product: membrane associated guanylate kinase, WW and PDZ domain containing 3
Exons: 21
Coding region: 442-4845 (1467 amino acids)
Biological process (GO): signal transduction
Cellular component (GO): cytoplasm
Molecular function (GO): protein binding
Source: RefSeq, a predicted model, not a curated record